GUCACGUGACGCGACGGCUGGGGGCUCCCGGCGCGGGGGACGCUGGUGGCCAAGAUGGCGGCGGAGCUGGUGGAGGCCAAACCCCCCACCAUCGUCUGUUCCUCUCCGGGCCUCUGGGACGCGAUUCUGCCUUGGAGAUGUAGAGGUCUGAGCUCUACCAGCGGCUUUCAGAACAUGGUGAUGAGCUUCCGGGUCUCCGACCUGCAGAUGCUGCUGGGAUUUGUGGGCCGCAGCAAGAGCGGGCUGAAGCACGAGCUGGUCACCAGGGCGCUGCAGCUAGUGCAGUUCGACUGCAGCCCUGAGCUCUUCAAGAAGAUCAAGGAGCUCUACGAGACUCGCUAUGCGAAGAAGAGCGCCGAGCCUGGCCCGCAACCACACCGACCCCUGGACCCUCUCACCGUGCACUCGGCCUACGAGCGGGCCGGCGCCGUGCCCAGGACUCCCCUAUCGGGCCCCAAUAUUGACUACCCCGUGCUGUACGGGAAGUACCUGAAUGGACUGGGACGUUUGCCCACCAAGACACUCAAACCUGAGGUCCGCCUGGUGAAGCUGCCCUUCUUUAACAUGCUGGACGAGCUGCUGAAGCCCACCGAGUUAGUCCCACAGAAUAAUGAGAAGCUGCAGGAGAGCCCCUGCAUCUUCGCGCUGACGCCCAGGCAGGUGGAGCUGAUCCGGAACUCCAGAGAGCUGCAGCCUGGAGUCAAGGCCGUGCAGGUCGUCCUAAGAAUCUGUUACUCAGACACCAGCUGUCCUCAGGAGGACCAGUACCCACCCAACAUCGCCGUCAAAGUCAACCACAGCUACUGCUCAGUCCCGGGGUACUACCCCUCCAACAAGCCCGGAGUGGAGCCCAAGAGGCCCUGCCGCCCCAUCAACCUCACCCACCUCAUGUACCUGUCCUCUGCCACCAACCGCAUCACCGUCACCUGGGGGAACUACGGCAAGAGCUAUUCGGCCGCCCUCUACCUGGUGCGGCAGCUGACCUCAGCAGAGCUGCUACAGAGGCUGGAAACCAUCGGCGUGAAGCACCCGGAGCUGUGCAAGGCACUAGUCAAGGAGAAGCUGCGUCUGGACCCCGACAGCGAGAUUGCCACCACCGGCGUGCGGGUCUCCCUCAUCUGCCCGCUGGUGAAGAUGCGGCUCUCAGUGCCCUGCCGCGCGGAGACCUGCGCACACCUGCAGUGCUUCGACGCUGUGUUCUACCUGCAGAUGAACGAGAAGAAGCCCACCUGGAUGUGCCCGGUGUGUGACAAGCCAGCCCCCUACGACCAGCUCAUUAUCGACGGGCUCCUGUCCAAGAUCCUGAGCGAGUGCGAGGACGCCGAUGAGAUCGAGUUCCUGGCUGACGGCUCGUGGUGCCCCCUCCGUGCAGAGAAGGAGCGGAGCUGCAGCCCGCAGGGCCCCAUCCUAGUGCUCGGCACCUCGGACACCAACGGGCUGGUGCCCACCCCCAGCGUCAACAGCGGUGGCGGUGGCACGGCACUGGGUGGCACAGGAGGCGGGGCGGGCCCGGUGGGCAGUGUGGAGAACGGGAAGCCGGGUGCCGACGUGGUGGACCUCACGCUGGAUAGCUCGUCAUCCGAAGAGGAGGAGGAUGAAGAGGACGAGGAGGACGAGGAGGAGGAUGAAGAGGGCCCCCGGCCCAAGCGCCGCUGCCCUUUGCCCAAGGGCCUGGUGCCGGCCUGCUGACCUGGCCGCGGCCACCGCCGCCAGACACAGCUUUCCUGGUGCUCAGUGAGGAGGGCGGCGGCCGGGCGCCAGGGGAGGGACUUGGCUUUUCUUCUCGUUGUCCGUUUAUUUCUGCACCCCUGUCCCUGGCUCCUGCCUCUGGACCUCUGGACUCUCCUCUCGAGGGGAUUAAAAAACAGUAAAAUGACAAAAAAAAAAGGAAAAAAAAAAACCACGAAACAAAAAAACAAAGAUUUAAACUCUUAAAAAAACAAGGCAAGCUGCGGGCACCGCAGCUGCCCCCCGGACAGCCUGGGCUUCCCCAGACAGCUGAGCCCAGGCAGGGCGGCAGGCAGGGCCUGGGAGGCACCCCUGUCCCUCCCCACGAGCAUUCCAGCCGACGUCCAGGGACCCGGUGGGGACGGGCCAGCUCCCCAGAAACCGCCCUGCCUCUGCGGGCAUCUGUUUCCCUUGCUCCUCUCCGCAUUUUAGCUAAGAAGCCAUGGCGUGGGUUGGGGGAGGGGCCGGGGAGGGGCUCGCCACAGACAUGUAUUUUUUGAAAGUGCAAUAACUUGGUAUUUUGAAGACCCGGCGGCGGCCAGGACCUCCCCGGGGGAGGCAGGGGCCCCAAGUGCGGCACUGUGUGGUGUGUGGGGGUCUCCGUUUCCUAAGCCAGCUACCUCGGUAACUCCAAUUCAGGUUAACUCCCUAGGAACAGCACGGAUGUCCACACCGGCCCCCUGCCAUCGGGGUCCCCAGGGCCCGCAGGAUUUCGGGUGGUUCCCCCUCCCUUCUUCUCGCUCUUGGGUUUUUCCACGGGUACGAGGCUUCGCCUGGCGCCUCCUCCCCCCAGCCUUGAUCUUCCAACAGGACAGGUGGGGGCAGCCUCCAGCCCGCCUGUCCUGCUCCUGGCACCAAACCAGCCAGGCCCAGGAGGCUCUGGGGCCCCUGCCAGCUCUCCCAGGUCCUGGGCCUCAGGGGUGUCCCAGGAGACAGUGAGGGCAGGUGGGGUAUCCUCGACCCCUUGGCCUGGCCCUUCUGUUGUGCUUUUCCCGCCCCGCCCACCCACCCCCCGGUUCCCGGUCUGAGCAGAACUGUCCUAAUCAGGAAGCAAUAUCACUUCAGGUCUAGAGGAGGGGACUGUGGUCUGGAUGAGGGCACAUUCAGUCUUAACUGUAUGAACUCCGCUGCAGCUGGCCACCCGCCUGCACAGGCAGCGAGGGCCGCUCUUUUCUAAUAUUUGUAUUCUAAUUUAAUUGUUUUUUAAAAAUGCAAAUAAAAAAGGUCAACAUAAAGCCACAGAGGCA
This is a messenger RNA of Chinchilla lanigera (long-tailed chinchilla), 2975 nucleotides long. RefSeq names its product protein inhibitor of activated STAT, 4 (gene Pias4). Gene Ontology annotation, molecular function: zinc ion binding; SUMO ligase activity; transcription coregulator activity. Gene Ontology annotation, biological process: regulation of transcription by RNA polymerase II; protein sumoylation. Lineage: Eukaryota; Metazoa; Chordata; Mammalia; Rodentia; Chinchillidae. The record is from RefSeq and is a predicted model, not a curated record. Bases 55 to 1689 code for a protein of 544 amino acids. The transcript has 12 exons.